AUGGACAGCUUAUACAUGAAGGGUGAAUUAUUACAAGUUCAUACUAAAAACAGUAAAAUAUAUGAAGGCCGGUUUUAUGGAAUGACGAAUGAUAAGUCUAAGAUUUCUCUUUACAAUGUCAAAGAACCAAAAGGAGACCUCAGUGAUGGCAUUCUUCAUUAUUAUGACUCUGAUAUAAGGGACAUUGUCAAACUUAAGGAACCAGAAGAACAAAAGCAUUUAAAAAUAUCAGAAAAAGAAUGUGAAGAAAUAAUAAAGACUUCAAAAAAAUACAUAUACAUAAACCAAACUGAUAAGAUUUUCCAUGAUGCUAUGGACGACCUGAAUCAACAUAAUUUUAUUGCAUUAAGUACUGAUGGUGCUAACAUGGGAAGGAAAUGUAAAAUGCCAGUUUUGGUAUUGUCUACACCUUAUCAGAUUUAUAUAUUUGACAUUCAUGUCAUGGAGUACCAUGCAUUUGACGCUGGACUAAAGAAACUUUUAGAAAGCGAGACUCCUAAAAAGAUUAUUCAUAAUUCCAGAAAUGUAUCAGAUUGUUUGUUUCAUAAACACAAUGUUAAACUGAAUUCGGUAUUUGACACUCAGGUUGGUGAUCUACUUAUCACUAGAAACAAAACAGGCCGCCUUCCAGAUACAGUGAAAAGUCUAGCACAAUGUUUGAAUAUUUAUCUUGGCUUACAACUGUCUUUUGUUGAUGACAAAUUUGGAGUAGUAGAGUGUUCUGCGCGCCCAUUGUCUGUAGAGAUGAAAGACAGCCUUGCGAAGAAUAUUGCAUUCUUGCAUCGUCUUUCAGAAGCAAUCAAUGAAGAAAUGUUACUGCCAUUUGUGAGAGGUGUUGAAUGCUUUGUAGAAAAUAUUCGAUCUCUGGAUGAUUUCAAAGCUUGGGAACGUUGUGGUAUGCAAAAUCAAAUACCAAAGGAUUUUAAGAGUGCAAUUGAGUAUUAA
Molecule: messenger RNA, 945 nt
Organism: Spodoptera littoralis (African cotton leafworm)
Lineage: Eukaryota; Metazoa; Arthropoda; Insecta; Lepidoptera; Noctuidae
Source: the annotation of a GenBank genome assembly